AUGUGGAGUGUUCACGUGCCGAUUCAUUCGAUUAUACGUGGAAGCUCGCUCAUCAAUGGUGGGGGUGGUGCAGUUGGUGGUGGCCGUGGUGGUGGUGCAGAUAAAGGUGGUAUUGGCCGUGGUGGUGGGUGUGAUGGUGGUGGUGGAGGUCGUGGUAAUGGAGGUCGUGGUGGUGGUGGUGGUGGUGGUGAUAGUGUUGUUAGUGGUGGCCGUGGUGGUGGAGGAGGUGAAGGUAGUGGUGGCGGUGCUCGUGGUGGUUGUGCCUGUGUUGGUGGUGGUGGUGUGGUAGAUGAGGUGGUGGCUGUGGUGGUCAUGGUGGAUGCAAUGGCUGUGGUGGUGGUAGUGAUGGCCGUGGUGAGCAUGGUGUGGUAG
Molecule: messenger RNA, 372 nt
Organism: Vigna unguiculata (cowpea)
Lineage: Eukaryota; Viridiplantae; Streptophyta; Magnoliopsida; Fabales; Fabaceae
Source: RefSeq, a predicted model, not a curated record